Messenger RNA from Caenorhabditis sp. 36 PRJEB53466, 1000 nucleotides. The record is from the annotation of a GenBank genome assembly. NCBI's taxonomy places the organism in Eukaryota, Metazoa, Nematoda, Chromadorea, Rhabditida, Rhabditidae.
AUGGUGGUGGAGUUAACGAGUUCUUAUUGGGUUCUUACGUUCGUCGGAAUUGCUGUCACAUUUGCUCAAGUUCUACUCAACGUCUACAUCUUUCACAAAUACACACUGUAAGUCGGCAAAUGUCAUCAAAAGAAGGUUUGAUAUUAUCCAGAAAGUCGAGAAUAUGGAAGAAACUUGAGUAUCAACUCAUACUACUUCGUGUCGUUUUCGACGGAUUGAAUGGGCUUGGAAGUGAGCGUCACUUUUUUGAAGAUCAAAACGAUGACCAGAUGCUUCAGGCUUUACGUACUUCACCUCGAGCAUUCCAAUCCUAAUCUUCCCCGAUGUUUUUCCAUUUGAUAUCGCGUUCCUCAUUGCUCUCUUUGGGUCCAACCUUCUGGAAAUGCGCAGUUUCCUGGCGGCCGUCAUUUCCAUCGAACGCGUGUUGGCUACCACAUUCCCCAUCGAAUUCUACCGUUACCGAAACCGAAUUUCCAAUCUCCCUAUCAUUGGCUUCAUUAUUUUCACAGGCCUGUCUGGCGACGUCGUUCUUUUCGGCUUCUGCGGCUUCCGUCUGCCCAUCUCUUCCGAUUGCUCCAAUUUCUCAUGUGCUACUCCGACAUGCUAUCAGAAUUACUUGGCCGCCACAAAGAUAGUCUACGCCUCGCUCAACUCUCUCUUCUCCACUGUUCUCUGCUUUAAACUGCUCUGGUUGUCGUGGCAACAUACUGAAAGUCCGACGGAUCUCCGGAAGGCCAAUUUGCUUUCGCUGACCGAUGGACUCUCGACUCUUCUCUUCGACCUGCUGCCUUCGCUACUUUUCAAUAGCGGCAUAAUUAAUAUCAAGGUACAAAAAGUUGAAGAUUGAAUGUCACUAAUCGCCUUUCAGGGCCCAGUUAUGGGAGUUUUACGUCAAAUGGGAAGAGCUGUCGAGGCCGCAGUGAUGGUGAGACUGAUGAAGAAGACGAAACGCGUGGCACACGUCAGAUUGUCCGCCAGCAACCGUCAGAACGUUCAUUGA